GGCGCAGAUCAAUGUGCUUGAGGCCGGCGAGUUGCCUGCGGGUCUUUUCACGGCGUUGACCGCGGUAGAUGGGUGGCGAUCCGCCCCCUUUUCUUUUAAACGCCUUUUUUGAAAGUUUUCUUUCUAUUUGCCUUUUGGAACUGUGUCUGCUGCUCUUCGAGAACCGGUUGUUUUAUUAAUCGCAAGAGUGCGACACGCUGCUGGUGCCCACUGCCCUGAUUUCUGCCUACAAUUGAUGGCAAGAAUCACUGCAACUAAAGAUGAAGCAUGCAAUGGUACCAGCCGGCAGGAGGAUGCGGCUGGAGAUAUUCUGAAUGAAAAGGGCACCACAAAUCCCAGCAAUGGGCUUGACCCGGCUACAAUGAAGGCGGACGGCCCGGAGAAGGAGCAGGUAAACGGCGCGGAGAAGGAGAGGGACGGGAUGGAAAGGGAGAGGGACGGAGCGGAAAAGGAGAGGGACGGAGUGGAAAAGGCCGAGCUCGAGGACACCAAGGAGAGCGAGAAGCAGGGAGGAGACGCGGAGAAGGACACGGACAAGGACGGCAAGAAGGACGACAAAGACCAGGAGGUGGUCUUCAUUCAGGAUGUCGGCUUCACAGUCAAGAUGUACGCUCCGGGCCUGGAGCCGUUCGACAUCCAGGUUUCGAGUAUGGAGCUGGUCCAGGAGAUCCACCAGCUGCUCAUGGACCGCGAGGACACCUGCCACCGCACCUGCUUCUCCCUCCAGCUCGACGGCAACACGCUCGACAACUUCGCCGAGCUGAAGACCAUCGAGGGUCUCAAGGAUGGCUCUAUCAUCAGGGUGGUGGAGGAGCCGUACACGGUGCGCGAGGCGCGAAUCCACGUGCGCCACGUACGUGACCUGCUCAAGUCGAUGGACCCGGCAGACGCGUUCAAUGGAGUGGACUGCGCCUCACUGGCCUUCCUUAACACGGUCACCAACGGAGAUAUCCUGGCAGAGAAGAAGAAGGCCCGCCCGGAAUCGGUGGACUGCACGCCACCCGACUACAUCAUGCCCGGCUGCCGGGAGCGGCCGCUGCUGCCCCUCCAGCCGCACGUCAAGGAGCAGACCGGACCGCAGUGCCUCAAGGUGCUGACGACGUCCGGCUGGAACCCUCCGCCGGGCCCGCGGCGCAUGCGCGGUGACCUGCUGUACCUGUACGCGGUGACGAUGGAGGACAAGCGGUACCACAUCACCGCCUCCACCCGCGGCUUCUUCGUCAACCAGUCGACGGACGAGGAGUUCAGUCCGAAGCCGGCCUCGCCCAACUACCUCUGUCACUCGCUGAUCGACCUGAUCGGUCAGAUAUCGCCCGUGUUCAAACGCAACGUAUCGCAGCUGCAGAAGCGGCGCACGGCGCGCCACCCGUUCGAGCGCGUGGCCACGCCGUACCAGGUGUACACGUGGGCGGCGCCACCGCUGGAACACACCCUGGACGCCAUCCGCGCCGAGGACGCGUUCUCUUCCAAGCUCGGCUAUGAGGAGCACAUCCCCGGUCAGACUCGCGACUGGAACGAGGAGCUACAGACGACGCGCGAGCUGCCCCGCAAGAACCUGCCCGAACGCCUGCUGCGAGAGCGGGCCAUCUUCAAAGUGCACAGCGACUUUGUGUCGGCGGCCACCCGCGGCGCGGUGGCUGUCAUCGACGGCAACGUGAUGGCCAUCAACCCGGGCGAGGACGCCAAGAUGCAGAUGUUCAUCUGGAACAACAUCUUCUUCUCGCUGGGCUUCGACGUGCGCGACCACUACAAGGAGCUGGGCGGCGACGCGGCCGCUUUCGUGGCGCCGCGUAACGACCUACAGGGUGUCAAGGUGUACAGCGCCGUGGACACGGAGCACCUGUACACGCUCGGCACUGUGGUGGUCGACUACCGCGGCUACCGCGUCACUGCCCAGUCCAUCAUCCCGGGUAUACUGGAGAGGGAGCAGGAGCAGAGCGUUGUCUACGGCAGCAUCGACUUCGGCUCGACCGUGGUCAGCAACAGCAAGUACCUCGAGCUGCUGAGUAAGCCGGGCCAGCAGCUGAAGAUCGCCACCCACAAGGUGGUCAACGACAAGGGCGAGGAGGUGGAGCUCUGCUCGUCGGUCGAGUGCAAGGGCAUCAUCGGCAACGAUGGACGCCACUACAUCCUGGACCUGCUGCGCACCUUCCCUCCGGACGUCAACUUCCUGCCGCCGGAGACCACCGGCCUCGAGCUGAGCAAGGAGGCCCGCGCACUCGGCUUUCCCGUCCGACACAAACACAAACUGGCCUGCCUGCGACAGGAGCUCAUCGACGCGUUCGUCGAGAGUCGCUACAUGGCCUUCAUCAAGUUCGCCGCCAGUCAGCUGCAGCAGAUAGGCGAGAAGAAGAAGGCUCAGGAGGCGGCCUCCAAGCCGGCGAUUGGCGAGGCUGCCUCUGCCGAUCCCGCCGCCUCUGCCCCCGACCCUGACACCGCCGCCGCCUCCGCUGAUACCCCUGCCGACGCGGGCGCCACGGACGCCAACAAGCUGCAGACGGACGAGGCCAAGCGUAUCGUGGAGGACAUCACCGACUCUAUCACCGGCGAGAAGAAAGAGAUGGAGGAGAGCUCUGUGGACAUCGUGCGCCGCGCGGCCGCCGCCGUCGGCUCACUGAAGCCGGCAGAGUUCGAGCUGCGCUUCAACCCUGACGCGUUCUCGCCGGGCGUGCGCCACCCGGAGUCGGCGGCAGACGCCCUGCGCGCGCAGCGGGCGCUGGUGCGUGACGCGGCCGACUUCCUACUGACUGUGCAGAUCCCCGGCUUCGUGCGCGACUGCCUGGACCACUCCUCGGCGCCGCUGGACGGCUCCACCCUGGUCGAGGCGCUGCACACGCGCGGCAUCAGCGUGCGCUACCUGGGCACGGUGACCGACAUGCUGGCCAAGGUGCCGAAACUCUCCUACCUGCACCGGAUCGCCGUCGGCGAGCUGCUGACCAGGAGCGUCAAACACCUGUUCACCACCUACAUGCAGGGCGUGGACAUGAUGUGCCUGUCGGCAUCCGUCAGCCACUUCCUCAACGCCUACCUGUCGUCGUGUCAGCAGGCGCACCCGCCGCUGCCGGCCGACGAGCUCAACCCCAAAAACUCCAAACGCAAGAACAAGCGGCGCGCGCGCCGGCCGCUGACGGCUCCGGAGAGCACCGACUGGGCGCUGCUGACGCCGCGCGGCCUCUGGGCCCAGAUCCGUGACGAGCUGCUCAACUACUUCAACUGGCAGCUCGGAGCCGACAGCGUCGACGCCACCGUUGCCAAGUACAAACUGCAGAAAGUGUCUCUGUUCAGGUCGUUCUGCGUGGCCACGGGCGUGCAGCUGCUGCUGCGCGACUACAAUAUGGACGCGCGCAGCCGGCCCUGCUUCUCCGAGGAAGAUGUGCUCAACAUUUUCCCCGUCACCAAGCACAUCAACCCACGCGCCUCGGACGCCUACACGUUCUACACCACCGGCCAGACCAAGAUCCAGCAGGGCUACCUCAAGGAGGGCCACGAGCUCAUCACGGAGGCGCUCAACCUGCUCAACAGCGUCUACGGCGCCAUGCACCCAGAGAUCGCCCAGUGCCUACGGAUGCUGGCGCGACUCAACUACAUCAUGGGCGACCACCAGGAGGCGCUGCAGUACCAGCAGAAGGCCGUGCUGAUGAGCGAGCGCGUCAACGGCAUCGACCACCCCUACACCAUCGCCGAAUACACGCACCUGGCGCUGUACUGCUUCGCCAACGGCCAGGUGACGACGUCACUGAAGCUGCUGUACCGGGCGCGCUACCUGAUGCUACUCGUCUGCGGCGAGGACCACCCCGAGAUGGCACUGCUGGACAGUAACAUCGGUCUGAUCCUGCACGCGGUGGGCGAGUACAGCCUCUCCCUGCAGUUUAUGGAGCACGCGCUCCGGCUGAACCGCGAGUACCACGGCGAGCGCAGCCUCAAACUGGCAGUGGCCCACCACCUGGUGGCCAGGACCCAGAGCUGUCUGGGAGACUUCCGCGCCGCGCUGCAGAACGAAAAGGAGACGUUCGCCAUCUACAAACAGCAGCUGGGUGAGGAGCACGAAAAGACCAAGGAGUCGUCCGAGUGUCUGCGCCACCUCACCCAGCAGGCCGUGGUGCUACAGAAGAAGAUGAACCACAUCUACAGCGGCAAGGCGGGCGCCGCCCUGCCGCCCAUCCAGAUCCAGUCGCCCAGCAUGGGCUCCGUGCUGGACAUGCUCAACAUCAUCAACGGCAUCCUCUUCGUCCAGAUCAGUCAGCAGGACAUUGAGAACUUCAAGGCCGAGUUCGAGAAGCGCACUCAGCAGCUUCAGAGCGUCAAGUCCGGGGCGGGUGGUGGUGCGGCCACUGUAACCGCCAUCGAGGCGCCGGCCGCCGCCGCGCCCGCGCCAUCCUCAUCAUCGCCGCCGCUCUCGUCACCCGAGGGCAGCAGAUGAGGCCGGUCCCGGGCCGCGAGCACUCGGCCGACACCAUCCCGACAGUCUAGUUUUGAUAGAUUAUUUUCGCGGCUGCCGUCGCGGUCAGAGUUAUCAUGCCUCAUCGAUUUGGGCGCCGGCGCAGAGCGAUGCGCGGCGUGAGCGGCUGUGGCCCGCCGCGCUGGCGUCCGAGCACGCUGCGCGCGGGGCUGGUGCAAUGUUUUCUAAGUCACCCGGCGUCGGGCCGGCCGGGUGACCGGCGGCAGGGGCGGCGCGGCGGCGGCGCCGAGCCGGCGGCGGAGGCCGUGUAUGGCCGUGUCCGCCGGCCCGCGCGCCCGCUGCCGUGCUGGCCGCGACUGGCCGCUGUCGGCUGCCGCCCGCCGCCGAUGUCAGCAGACCUCGGGACGGCGGUGGGGCGGCGGCGGCGCGGCGCGGUCGUGUGCCGCCGGCCGCGGACCGCCGCCGGCGCUGGCUCUCACAGCCCUGCCGGCGGCGCGCGGACGGCGGCGGCCGGCCGCCGGGGGUCCGGCCGGCCGCGGACUCACGGGCCGGGAGGCUGCCAGUGGCACGGCUCAGGGGGGCCGGGAUGCCCGCAUCAGCUGUGAGAGUGCCAGUGAGAGCGAGUGUGAGAGUGAGCGUGAGAGUCGCAUAGGUCGGACCAUGGUGCUUCCUGAUCCUAAUGGUCGCCCAGCAAUACAAACGAUAAACCGA
Messenger RNA from Amphibalanus amphitrite, 5110 nucleotides. It is a transcript of the gene clu, whose product is annotated as clustered mitochondria protein homolog. The record is from RefSeq and is a predicted model, not a curated record. Gene Ontology annotation, cellular component: cytoplasm. NCBI's taxonomy places the organism in Eukaryota, Metazoa, Arthropoda, Thecostraca, Balanomorpha, Balanidae. The transcript has 21 exons. Gene Ontology annotation, biological process: intracellular distribution of mitochondria. The coding region runs from base 236 to 4420 and encodes 1394 amino acids. Gene Ontology annotation, molecular function: protein binding; mRNA binding.